Messenger RNA from Glycine soja, 1829 nucleotides. RefSeq names its product soyasapogenol B glucuronide galactosyltransferase-like. Lineage: Eukaryota; Viridiplantae; Streptophyta; Magnoliopsida; Fabales; Fabaceae. The coding region runs from base 138 to 1634 and encodes 498 amino acids. Gene Ontology annotation, molecular function: UDP-glycosyltransferase activity. The transcript has a single exon. The record is from RefSeq and is a predicted model, not a curated record.
UUAACAAAACCACAAGAAAAAAAAAAAAGAAUAUUACUUGCCACAUGAAGCAUGCUCUUGGGGAGUAAGAAGAUUGAAAAGGCUCUGAUUGUGUUUGCAAAGAGAAUUGUGAGCAGUUUUUUUCAUCUCAACUAACCAUGAAGACAGAAUCUCAACCCCAGCAACUGAAUGUAAUUUUUCUUCCAUAUCCAGCUCCUGGCCAUAUGAACCCCAUGGUAGACACAGCAAGGCUAUUUGCCAAGCAUGGUGUUGGUGUUACCAUUAUCACUACCCCUGCUAAUGAUUUGACUUUCCAGAAAGCCAUAUAUAGUGAUUUCAGUUGUGGAAACUGCAUCAAAACACGUGUGAUUCAAUUCCCAGCAUCCCAAGUUGGUCUCCCUGAUGGGGUUGAAAAUGUCAAAAACGUCACUUCAAGAGAAAUGUUGGACAAAAUCAGUCUUGGACUAUUGAUUCUCAAAGAUCCAAUAGAGCUUCUGUUUCAGGAAAUGCAACCAGAUUGUAUCGUGACUGAUAUGCUUUAUCCAUGGACAGUGGAGUCUGCUGCAAAACUAGGCAUUCCAAGGCUUUACUUUUACAGCUCAAGCUACUUCACAAGUUGUGCUGGUCAUUUUGUGCGGAAGCAUAAGCCUCAUGAAAGGAUGGAUUCUGAUAACCAGAAGUUUUCAAUUCCUGGCCUUCCACAUAACAUUGUGAUUACCACUCUGCAGGUGGAAGAAUGGGUAAGAACUAAGAAUGACUUCACAGAUCAUUUGAAUGCUAUAUAUGAAUCAGAGAGCAGAAGCUAUGGAACACUGUACAACAGUUUUCAUGAACUUGAAGGUGAUUAUGAGCAACUUUAUCAGAGCACAAAGGGGGUCAAGUGUUGGAGUGUAGGACCAGUUUCAGCCUUGGUUAAUCAGCGUGAUGAAGAAAAGGCCAAUAGGGGACACAAGGAGGAGCUUGUGCUAGAGUCAGAGUGGCUAAACUGGCUUAACUCUAAGCAAAAUGAUUCUGUACUUUAUGUAAGUUUUGGAAGCCUAAUCAGGCUCCCUCAUGCUCAGCUUGUUGAAAUCGCUCACGGGCUUGAAAGUUCUGGUCAUGAUUUCAUCUGGGUUAUUCUAAAAAGGUGUGGAGAUGGGGAUGAGGAUGGUGGAGACAAUUUCCUGCAAGAUUUUGAGCAAAGGAUGAAUGAAAGAAAGAAGGGUUAUAUCGUAUGGAACUGGGUGCCACAGUUGCUGAUAUUGAACCACCCUGCCAUUGGAGGUAUUGUGACUCACUGUGGUUGGAACUCUGUUCUUGAAAGCUUGAGUGCUGGUUUGCCAAUGGUCACAUGGCCUGUAUUUGCAGACCAAUUUUACAAUGAGAAGUUGGUAGUUGAUGUCUUGAAAAUUGGAGUCCCAGUGGGAUCAAAAGAGAACAAGUUCUGGACGCGUAUUGGUGAGGAUGCAGCAGUGAGAAGAGAAGUGAUUGCGAAGGCUGCCAUUCUGCUGAUGGGAAAAGAAGAGGGUGGAGAAAUGAGAAGGAGAGCAAGAAAACUUAGUGAUGCUGCCAAGAAGACUAUAGAGGAGGGUGGAUCCUCUUACAACAACUUGAUGCAGUUGUUGGAUGAGCUAAAAUCAUUGAAAAUGUCAAGAGAACUUGAGAAAACAAAUUAGAUAACUGAAAUGGAGGAGUGAUUUCGGUGAUUCAGCAUGUAUUGCAGAUGCAUUUUAUAAAUAAGAUGGAAUAACAUCUAAGUGUGUCUUUAUUUUCCAGCUAAUUUUUAUGUUGAGCUAGUUAAUUAUUUUGUGCACUCUUCUUAUAUAAGAUUUUAGAUUUUAACAAGCCACUUGCGUGGCAUAUUUUGAGUU